GGUUAAUUUUAUGGAUGUAUUCCAUCUCUGUGUUUAAAAUUUUAAAAGCCAAAAUUAUCAAACUGGCUGAACAAUUUACCUACUCUCAAAAGGAUCAGAAAGGGCGUUUAUUCUGCUGUCUGCAAGUCAGGUAAGCACAUGUAAUACUCUACUAGACAUCUCCAAAACAUUAUAGGCAAAGAUUUUACACAAAAAUAAUCCAACUCUGUCAUGAGGUCACGUUAUGCUUUUUUGAAAAUAUACAUUCUAAUAUGAUUUUUGAGAAGAAAUCGCUACAGUCUGAAGAAGGAACAAAGGACGAGCGAUUUUCGUGCUCAGAAUCUUUAAAAAGAAAAUGGUCUUGCGUUUAUUCGAACAAAUAUGAAUUAUUUUUCGACCACAGAGGAGAUUAUUUGGAAAGUACACAAGACUUAAGGGGUGCCUUUUCCGACACUGACGACUAUUUAGAUCAGGGGCUUGUUUCUGCUGAUCGCUGUGCAAGCAGAACAUCUUCUAUAAAUUCCUGGUCUGAGAAUUUAAAGCCAUCUUUCACUCAGAAGCUGAAAUUCAAAUCUGUCAUGGAAGGAGAACAGGCUACUUUCGAAUGUAAGCUGGUUGCAAGUCCAGCACCAAAGAUCGCAUGGUUUCAUAACAAUCGACCCAUACGCAAAGAUUUACGAAAAAAUUUUAAAAUAGAAAGUGCGAUGCACAUUCAUAGCUCAAGUUUGGAAAUCAACAAUGUAGAACAGAAAGAUUCAGGGAGUUACAAAGUGUUUGCAAUAAACUCCGAGGGGUCAGCCGAAACAACCGCAUCUUUACUAGUUGCACUUAAAGAGGAGCAAAAUCUGAAUUAUCUGAGCUUCCUGAAGCGAUCAGAGAUGAUUCACAAAAACAUAGACAUGUUGGUUAGGCAAAGGAGACAAGCCAAACUGAGAGUUGAUCUCAAGCACGUUGGGUCUCCCUUCGACAAGUAUGCAGUUAAAGGAACUUUGGGGAAUCUACACCAUUCCAGGAGCAGGCUGAUACGUACCGUGUAUAUUAGUAAGACGCCUGCAACCCCAAUACAAGAUGACCCGCUAUUUGGGACUUCUGCAACAAGGCGGUCAUCAAGGCCCUUCGGGAGGAUUCUGGACAAGGACAAUUUAAUUGAUGAGGAUAUUAAAAUCAAACUACAGCUUUUACGUGAAGCCAAAAAGAAAAAGCGAUUUUCUCUUGCACUAUCUGAAGCUUCAUUUGACCUAGAUGCUCCCUCAGCUGAAGACCGUAUGAAAUGGAAUUGUGCUUAUCUGGACAGACAACGCAGUAGGAGCAUGGGAGAGCUUGGUCACAUGGAGUAUCAACAGAGCCAAUCUUACUUUUAUAAAGAACAGGCACAAUCAUCUGGAGAGUAUUGCCAGACAGAAUCUCCUGAAUUCAAGCAUCGCAUGGAAAGGAUAUUGGGACUCAUUUCCCAAGAGGCAGAACCACAGAGAGCCACUGAAGAAAGCAGCAUUGAAGAAUCCUCGAGAACAAAAGAAAUGAAGUCAUUAAAAGAGCGGUUCCUGAGCGGUGAUUUGCUCAAAGAGACAGAAGGAAAAAAUGAACGUGAACAUAAACUGGAAGAACAAGGAAGUGACGAAUAUUAUUUCCAGAAAGAAAAUGAACGAUUCAAGGCAGUGUCUGACCAAUAUUCUGGAGCUGUUAUCAGUAUCAAGAAAGACGCAUCAACACAUCGUCCUGAGAUGGUUGACCAACCCAAAUCAGCUGCAAGACACACAAAGGUAAAUAAACAAAUAAUACAGUGUGAAGAAAGUGUUAUAAAGUGUGCAGAGACAUUACCACCAUCUUUUUUAUCAAUGGAAAAAGAAAGGUCGACUUUUAUGAAAACAAUGAAACCAGAAGCUCUGCAUCAACCUGAGAUCGAGGAACACCUCGAGAUGGUUUCUGAUCAGUGGUCUGGAAAUGUGACCUGCGGACAGAAAGACUUACCUACCAAGAAACCUGAAAAUGGUUAUACUUCGUUUGACCUGUCCAAAACAGAAGAAUCAACCAGUGACCGCACAUUCAACCAAAAGCCAUUCAGCCAUUUUGAAGACGAUCAUAAAGAUUACACUAUCAUCUUAACACCUUGUUUACCAAAAUCAAAAGAAGCCUUUUUCAACACACCAAAGAAAGAUAAUCUAGUGGAAAUAGAUGAACCCUCAUGUCAACUUGACAUUGAAAAACAUCACAGGGCAGCUCCUCCAGAGCUAAGAGAAAGCUCGAUUUUUGUUAGUGCGUUCACGAAACAGAUGCCAGCAGAAAUAAAAGAACCUGCACAAAGGUAUCAGAUAGAGGACAAACAUGAGACACCUCCUGAGAAAAGGCAUCACAGUGCUUACAGUUCACCCAGUGUCUUACGAAAACAGAGGCCUGAAGUUGAUCGCACAAGUAUCGGCCAAACCAAGUCAGCACCCAGAGAAAAGGAGCUUAUCAAUACAUCUAAAAUCAAUAAAGUAGAAGCCCAAUAUGAGCAUAAAGUUGAGCGUGAUGUCCAGAUUCUGACACCUACUCCUUUACGGAAGAAACGAGAAGUCUCAGCGUUUGAUACAAAACAAGUACACGAAACAGCAGUAGGAGUAACAGAACCUCUUUAUAAAUGUGAGGAUAAGAAAGGCCAACAAUUUCCUUCCCAACAACCUGAAAGGAUUAUCAGGACAGAGAGAGGAUUUUUGAGAAAUAAACAGGACUAUGAUCAUGCAAUGGUUAGUCAAUCCAAAUCACUAACUAAAGAAGCAGAGUUCAUUAAUAUAUCAAAAAUCAGCCCAGAAGCACAACAUGAAGUGAAGGUUGAAGAUUAUUCCCAGAUACAAAGACAAUCUCAUUUAAGUGCGUUGAAGAAAGAAACUCCAGCAGAAAUAAUAGAACCUCCAUUGCCUGGAAGUUUUGUCAGUGUGCAAAGAGUCUUCCCAAUAGACAAGCCCAAAGUUCAUCAUGACACGUCCUUCCAAACCAUAUCAAGGCAACAACAGACAGACAUUAUUGGUGAGCCAGAAAUCAGCCAGAGAAAACUACAGAAUGAAUACAAGAAGCUAGACUCCACCCAGAUUGUGGGAACUUUUCAAUCACCAGAGAAGAAAGAGACCUCAAACCUUGUCAGACCACCAACAGAAGUAAAAGAACCUCCAUGUAAACUUGAAACAAAGGAAGAUUACGAGACAUUUCCUGAUCAAUGGUCUGGUAGUUUUAUUCAUGUACAGAGGGACGUGUUGAAAGAUAAACCUGAACAUGCUCAUAAGAUAUCUGACCAAUUCAUACCAGCAGCCGAACAGACAGAGAUGUCCAUUGUAUCUAAAUCCAGCAAGAGAGAACUGCAGGAGGAAGGCAGGAUGAAUGAAUUCCACCAGAUAGUGAGACCUAUUCCUUCAACAAUGAAAAAAGAAACAUCGGCUUUUGUUAGAACACCAAUGAAAGAAUCACCGGUGACAAUAAAAGAUCAUUCAUAUAAAGCUGAGGCCAUUGAAGAAUCAACAAAACAAAAAAGCUCCAGAGUGAAACAAAGACAGCUUUGUCCUCCUAUGUUUGUCCAUGAUCUCGAAUCUCCUGAAAUCAAGCAAGGAGAGAUGUGCAUUUUGGACUGCCAGUUCCAUGCUCAACCACAACCUAUGGUGACUUGGUACAAAGAUGAACAGCCGAUUUCACGAACCCAAUGUUACAAUAUUCACUCCACAGACAGCAAAUCUACAUUGACUAUAAGCAACAGUUACAAAGAACACGAAGGAGUGUAUACAUGUGUGAUAUUCAACCAGUAUGGAACUGCACAAACAUCUGGGAUCCUCAAAUUAAGAGAAGAACUAUUGGCACCUUUCGAUGUGCAUGUGACUGACGCACCAGAGGAAUGUACUGGCGAACAAGACUUUGACUUGUUGGCGGAAAAGGAAGUUGAGUUCUUCAAUGCACCACUUGCUGUGACAAAAUCAACCUUGCAAUUACCAGGGGUUUUUGUACCUCGAUCACGUCCUACAAAUCUGUCUUUGCUUUCCGCUCCUGUUGAAAUUAAGAUAACUGCUCCUACUCCAACACCAGAGCAAGAUGAAGAACGAAGGGAAUCUUAUCCUUCAGAUGAAUUGGAUUCAUCCCAGGAUCCCUUCUCUCAGACUACAAAACAUAAAUUUAAAUUCUCUUUUGAUGUGAUUUCUGAAGCUCCAAAGGUUGUAAAAGAAUUAGAACCAAUUUAUUGUGUCGAAGGGGAAUCUGUGAUGUUUGAAUGUCUGAUUUCUGGAGAGCCAGAACCUGUUGUUGUAUGGCUGCAAAAUGACAGACUUUUAUUAGGUGGUAAAGCUAAGUACCGAUUUGUAGAGAGCAGAGGAAAGUAUAGAUUAUAUAUUGAUGGUGUUUCAAUGUCUGAUUUGGGGAGCUAUAAAUGUGUUGCUAACAAUAAAGCUGGAGAGGCACUGAGUAUUUCUAGUCUUACAAUAGAGCCUGCAGAACAGAGUUUUAGCAAAGCUAGAGAAACACAGAGUAUUUAUAGUCCGAGGAUAGAGCCUGCAGAGCAGAGUUUUAACAAAGCUAGAGAAAUACAGAGUAUUUAUAGUCCGAGGAUAGAGCCUGCAGAGCAGAGUUUUAACAAAACUAGAGAAAUACAGAGUAUUUAUAGUCCGAGGAUAGAGCCUGCAGAGCAGAGUUUUAACAAAACUAGAGAAACGCAGAGUAUUUACAGUCCGAGGAUAGAGCCCGCAGAGCAGAGCUUUAUUUGCCAUCUGAAAGAUACUGAACCAUCUGAUGAGGAAUACUCGAUUGUGAGUCACUUUCUGCUUAAUCUCAGUAAAAUGGGGCAGGAAGAAGGCAUUACUCAGCAAAGGCAAUUAUCACUGCAAGAAAGAAGAAGAGUUCUUUCUCCUUCACAUUGUACACAAGAGAAAGUGUUUACUCCGAUGUCUGAGGAGGGAGCUGGAGUGACCUCCAGUUCUACUGAAUCUUCAAGUGAAAUGUCGUCUUUAAAGGAGAAAGAAAAGAAUCUAACAACAGAUUCUAAAGUGGCGGCACAUGAAGUGCCCGUGAAAGCAGAAGACGAAACACUUUCUAUCAGCCAGUAUUUACGUUUUCUUGACCGUGAAGGACAGGAUGUACCUGAAGACUCCAAGAUGGAAGAACAAACUGAAGCAAGAGCAAACAAAUAUACUUUUGGAAGAGAAUCCUAUGAAGAGUGUGCUUAUUCAGACAAUGUAGCUAAACAUUCUGCUGAAAGUCAUGGGGCACAAGCUAAAGUUUCCAAGGCAGAAUUAUCUGAUGACUCAGUGUCUAAUAAAAGCAUCACCUGCAUAAGUGUAGACUCAGCAGACGCCAUUCCUACGAGGAAUGAGGAAAGUGGAGGUUUUUCCCUCUCAGAGUAUCUCCUGACAACAGGUCAUGAGGAAGCACCAGUUUACCAAGACGCAAGUCACGAGACAUUUGGAUAUGACGAGUCUGGAAUAACCUCGAUGGAGGUUGAAGAAGUAACAUUCGGAGCUGUUUACGACUACUAUAAUCAGAGUGAAGAGUGGACACGCUCCCUUUCUCCCGAGUCCGAGAUGUCAAUUGAACUGGGCAAUGCGACCGCCGAUGAAAUAGAGAACGAAAGAUUUUACACCCCGCCCAUGGCUUCUGAAAAUGUGAGAACGGUUAUGUCAGCAGAGUCAUUUCAUACCCCUCUUCAAUCUCCUGGUUUCAUGACACCUCCAGAAAGAUUGCCUUCACCCAAUGCCUCAGCAAAAUCUCCUAUAGCUGCCCUACUGGAGAGGUUUUAUACUCCACCAGCGUGUUUUAGGACAUCAGAAGAUGAGGGUAUUGAAACAGCACCUCUGGACGAUCUAAGCCAAACUAUAGGAGGGAAAAGGUCAGAGUUCUUCUCGACACCUCCUCAGGAAGCAGAAGCCAAAGGGAACGAAAUGCCUCCUGCGUUCAUCAAACCGCUCACAAAGAAAAAGAUCUACGAAGGAAACACACUCAUGUUCAUGACCGAGGUGAUUGGCUGCCCUAUCCCCGAUGUUAAGUGGUACAAGAAUAAAUCUUUACUCGAGCCAGAUCAUAGGAUUCGAUUGGAAAGGGAAGGAAAUUUGUGUACAUUAGUAAUUGAUAGUGUUCACAAAGAAGAUGAAGGGGAAUACAUUUGUCAUGUCGUAAACAUCAUAGGAGAAGCCAAAAGCAGCGGGCAGGUGGAUGUCUUAUCACAAGAUGCCAGGUCAGUUGCAUUACCUCCCCUAGUGACCCAUCAACACGUGAUAGAGUUUGAUGUCCGGAGAGAUAAAACAUCGAGAUCUCCUUCACCACAAGAAAUUCUCCUCGAAGUUGAACUUGAUGAGCACGAGGUGAAGGAAUUUGAAAGGCAGAUCAAAAUCAUUACGAUUCCCGAAUUUACGCCUGACAAUAAAAACAUGAUUAUUUCUCUGGACGUCCUUCCCAUGAUGCUUAAUGAUGAACCCAAUCUGGACUUUAUUACGAGAGAGAAUGACGAUGUGAAAAUUGACUUUGAAGUGACUGAGAUUCCUCCGCGAUUUAUCAGCCAUGUUUUUGAUCUGGAAAUUCCAGAGAAGACCGAUGCCAUCUUUGAAUGCUCGGUGACCGGUAUUCCCAUCCCUGAGGUGAUGUGGUUCAAAGAUGAUUCACGUAUUACUUCAGAUGGCAAGAAAUACAUUAUAAUGGCAGACAAUUCUAAUCAUUGCCUUAAAAUAACCAGCGUUGGUUCCUCUGACAGUGGCACGUACAAGUGCAAAACUAUAAAUAGUGUGGGGGAAACAACAUGCAGAGGUUAUCUUGCAGUAACUAAUUCCCAUAUGGCACUUGCAAAAGCAGGUGAUAAAGCUAUAGCUGCCAUGUCACUGGGUAGUGCUCAAGAACAACCACAGGAAUUAGAUGUUCUUAUUGGGGAUUCUACGGGGCAUGACAACCAGCCUUCGGAAAUUGAAGUUGAGUUUGAGUUUGAGCAAGGUGGUGACGACUCUCAGAAAUCUCUGAAAGUCGUAGCUGUAACAGAACAGGAACAGGAAGGAAAAGAGAAAUGUCUGAAUAUUAGUUUUGAUGUAUUUGCUGAACCUGCCAAAGAGGAGACCAUCGAAUUUAAAGCCGAGGGCAGUGAGACGUGUACAUUUGAAUUUCAAGUCAUAGAAACACCCCCAAAGUUUGUAAAGUCCCUGCUCAAUUGUAGUACAUCUCUAGGAGGUUCAGCAUCUUUUCAAUGCAUUGUGACUGGUGCCCCAAAACCUACUGUUACUUGGUAUAUGAAUGAUAAAAUGCUUCAAGGUUGUGGCAACUAUCUGAUCCAGGAAAAAGACCCAGGACACCAUUUCUUGGUCAUUCCGUUUGUUACAAAAUAUGAUGUUGGAACAUACAGGUGUAAAGCUGUUAAUAAAACUGGGAAUGCAGUCACAGAGGCCAUUUUAAGUGUGUUCUAAACUGAAUAGUAUUUGCUAUUCUCUCUGUAUGUCCAAUGUCUUAUAUUUUGAGCAUUGCAAAACAUGCUACUUUUCUCUAGACUUAUAUGGUAGUAUACAUAUGAAUUUGCUAAGUUCAAAAGUGUAGAUUUUUUCUUCUUAUCAAGAACUAAAUACAUGUUUGUUAGAAACGUGGAAAGCUCCAUUAAAGCUGUUGACAAAAUAGUAGAUUUUUACAGGAAGUUUGGUGAUUUCUGUUCAAUUUUUUUACUCUGGAGUUUGUUUGUUAGUGUGAAAGAAAGGGCUAAACUCUAUUACUGAGGUCAGGCCUGAGGGGUUUUACAUCGAGCAGGGCAACCAAAAAUAGUUUGAACUUUUUUAAUGCGGAGUACUACAGUAUAGCUAGAUGUGUUCUUGUUGAAUGCUUGUUGUUUCUUAGUUAAAACCUAUUAACUAAAUUAGCCACGAUCAUAAAUUUAUGCAUGUUUUAUUAGUUAGUUUAUUAUUAGUUUUGCAGUCUGAUAACUGAAUUCAGCAACUCACAAUGUGAAGCAGCUCAGGUACUAAUAUGAUCAGAGGUUUGCUUUCAGGCAAUGAUGUGUAUUUUAUUGGUGCUGUAUUCAAUAUGCAAGCUCAUUCAUUGAUAGUCGAGUUCAGAAUUUUAAAUCUUUAAACCGAGCAGAUAUAGCUAAUUAUUUUCUAUUUCUUACUGAGGAUGUGAAGAUGUGAGUUGACUAACAUAUUUAACUCAUUGCGGAACGUGACAGCUAAUUUGUCGAAAGGUUGCACAUUGUUAGUUAACUUAGCAAGAAAAUACUGGGGAAAGUUUACCAAGAUGAUUUCUAAGAUUUUACUUUUUAAUCUCAGCAGUUGAGAUAUGCAAGAUUUUAGUUUUUCUUAAUUAUGAAUAGAGAAUAUCUAAAAUGGUCUUAUCUUGUGUAAUAUUUAGACAGUGGGUGGUUCUAAGUUGCAGGUGUGUAAUUUGAUGUUGGAUUCCAUGAAUUAUAUUAACAUUGUAUCUGACCUGAAAUGCUUUGUACUGUUCAUAUGAUGGCGGCAAUGUAUUUGUGCGCUUGUUACCCUCCACCAGGCUUUGGCAGCAUAUCAUCCCCUUUCUUGCUUGGCUCUAUUGGCUCUCCAACCCCCAAGGAAUCAAGAUCCUCACAUACAAAUCCCUCUGUGGCCUUGCCACACCUUAACUCUGCAACCUCAUUGACCUUAACCAUAUCAACCAGGCCAUUCCCUCUGAUCAGCAAACGCUGACAUGCUUUGUGUUCCUCAUCCAAGUCACCCUAUCAUUGUUUAACAAGCUGUCAGCCACUCUGCCCCGCUCUUCUGAAACUCCAACCCGGAGUCUCGCUGACCUUACCUUUUAAAACCCACCUUAAGGCAUUUCUUUGAUUGUGCUUUUGAUGAACUAUCCUCCCGCCCUCUUCGUCUUUCUCCACCGGCUAUAUUGUAUGUUGUAUUAAGGGAACACUUUAAACAUUUUUUUGCCCCCCCUUCCCCCCUUUUAAGUGGUAGGGAAUGAAGGGGUAUCUGGUUGCUUUGCGUGAUGGAGAAGUGAAGUUUCAGAGCAGGAGUUGACAUUAGAGAGUGAGAGAUUUGCAAGCAGAUUACAUCAGAGGAACCUGAGAGAAGUUGCAGCGACCAUAUCAUAAAGUAGGAUGGAAGGUUUCAUUGCCUUGGAGUGAGCACUCAGAAUUUGGUAAGUCUGAUUUUAUUCAUUUUGGGUGAUGGUGUUUCUUCUCUCCCUUUAGUUCCUUCUAGUACAUCAGGGAAAUUAUCUUUUCUGCUUGGAGGAGUCCAUAGAUCACACUGCCCCUGAUUUUGUGUUCUCACUAAGGAACUUAUUGCCUCGAGAAUUCCAGGUGGAAAGUCUUAUUCUCUGCUUAAUGGCACAGAGUGCAUGAGGGAUUUGUUGAAUUGCUGCUGAAUAAAUAGUUUGAUUUAUUGUGUUUCGGGGCAUUUUAAGUUAAUUUACUUUUAGCUCGCGUUUGCAGGAGGCAAGAGGAAAGCUGUCUUUUCUCUGUUUUGCAGUUAGAUGAAUAGUUUGGCUUGUUGAGGUGUGGGUGCAGGAGAGGUUAGUUUGCUGUAUAUUACCAAUUGGAGACUGUACUCUGUGUAGUAUAACUGGAUUUAAAAUGUGCUCCCAGGUACCAGUUGGCAAGUCUGCCAAAUGAAUUAUUGAGUUGUCUAGAGAUCACAACCCUUAUACAAUGCAGCUGGUAGAUAGUUGUGUGUUUUCAGCAAUGCAAUAGAGUUUGCAUAAAAUAAAUGGCAUUCAUGUCUCCAGUUCACAUCUUUGAUUAUUUUAACGGUAUUUUGAUAUUUUUGGUUUCUGAUUUGUAAAAUUGUGUUUAAAAGAGACGAUUGUUUUCAACUGGAUUAUGACAUUUGGUCGAACAUUUCAACAGUUUGAACUAUACCAAAAUUGUGUUCAAUUUUUUAAAAAUGUUAUGAUUCUAACACAAAAUCAUCUUAACUUGACAUUUGAUUAAAUGACCAUUUCAAUCAAAAUAUUGUGGGCUGGUAGUUUGUCAUUUCUGUCAAUUUGCUUAUUGAAUGAUCAACGAUAUAGUAGUCUGAAUGCAUACAUUAUUUUAGCCUGUUAUCGGCCACAUUUACGUAUACUAAUGAUCAAAGUUAUCGGUUCAGCUAAAACAUUCAAAUUCUUCUCGAAUGACAAGGUUCACAAAUAAUGUAUUUUGAAGUUUUUAAGCUUGAAACAUUGCAAACUUUGAGAACUCCUUGCACUAACAGUGUAGUACUUGUACUUGGUAAUAUUUCAUGUUCAACUUGUUUUCCUGGUUCAUUUGUAUUGGAAAAUAUACGUUUCAUAAAUGGAAUAAAGUUUGUUAGAAAUUA
Messenger RNA from Callorhinchus milii (elephant shark), 10214 nucleotides. Its product is annotated as muscle M-line assembly protein unc-89-like. The transcript has 3 exons. Bases 252 to 7367 code for a protein of 2371 amino acids. The record is from RefSeq and is a predicted model, not a curated record. Lineage: Eukaryota; Metazoa; Chordata; Chondrichthyes; Chimaeriformes; Callorhinchidae.